AAACGCGAGUGGAGAUGACGCGGCGGAGCGGGGCGGAGUUAAGCAUUGUCUGUCAGUGAGGUGGAAAAAAAUAUCUCAAAACAAAGCUUUCCAGCCGGUAAAGAUACGGUACAGCGACGGGUUUUACAUGUAGAUGACCUCAAGUCCUACAUGAGAAAGGAAAAUGAGACUCCGGUCUCAAAAGAUAAUUGCGAUUGGUCCGGAGACGCCGAGAAACAGCCGUCGGCGUUCCCAGAGAAGGAGGUCAAGCCUAGCUGUGACUCCAACGACACCAAUAGUUCCGUCACCGACUGUGACUGACAACCCGCUACAAGCCAAGGUCGAAGAAACCUCGGCUGAGCACUCAGAGGAUGAAGUCCCCACUGUGAGGAGGCGCCCACUGCCUCGUGGCCGACUCAGAAAGAGGGCCAUUCCUGUUGAAGACCGAGAGUCGGAUUUGGCGUUUAAGACUCCACUCAGGCCUAAAGUGCGCCGUGAGCAUGUGCUGUCAGAGAUUGACGCAGAGUCUCCUCGUAAUUCAACAGCAAGAAACAUCUACUCGCCGAUCGUACGCUUCCUCACACCCAGCAAGGAGAACAUGGAGUGUUCCGAAACUGGGAGCAGUGUGUUGAUGAGUCCAGAACAAGGUGUGUUUGGUUAUGGCUCUGUUGAUCUGCUGGCUGGAGAAGAGGAGGAUGACAUCUUUGAUCCAUUUACCUUGAUCAAGAACAUCCUGUCCCAGUCCCAUCAUUCCCGACCAUUUCUCAGAGAUAUUCCUCCAAAGACCAGGAGCACUCCAGAGGCUACAUUGGUGGUCGACCUUGAGGAAACGUUGAUGUUCAGUUCCCUGACUGUGAUCAAAGAUGCAGAUUAUACUUUCCACACAACUUUCCAAGACCAUCAGUAUAAGGUGUACAUGAUUCUACGUCCACAUGUGAAGGAGUUUCUGCAGGCCAUGGCAAAAAUCUAUGAGCUGUUUGUUUAUACGUGUGCAAAGAAAGAGUAUGCUGAGAAGAUCCUGGAGAUCCUGGACCCUCAAAGGAAACUGUUUCGACAUCGUCUGUACCAGGAUGAUUGCUCCUGUGUUCUUGGACAUUACAUCAAAGAUCUCAGCUUCCUUGAGAGAGAUCUUGCAAAAACUGUGGUCCUGGACAAUGCACCCCACACAUAUCCAUACCAUCUGGUCAAUACAAUACCCAUCAAGAGCUGGUCUGGAGACCCAGAGGACAGGGAGCUGCAGAAACUCAUCCCCUACAUGGAGAAGGUGGCUGCAGCUGAGGAUUUUCCAGAGGUACUUAAGAAGAGGAAGGACCACUUCCUCAGGUUGCUGUCAGAGGACUGAGUGGGUUCUCCAACCCAUCAACUCCCACUCUGACUUCUUCUCAUGACUUCCACGGCUCAUGUUUGCUUUCAUUGUGUCUUGGUUAAAAAGCAGAAUCCUGUUGAAAUGAGACAGCUGGCUUGUGUUGGACCUGCUCGUCCUCCUGUGUCCUCCCUGGCGACGAAUGUGCUGCUCAUCGAUUAGAACUUGAACCUUCAUUCCCUCCAAGACUCAUUCCUUGAGCUGUUAACUGCUAACUUGUGUAAAUAUUUACAGAACAAAACUUGAAAUGCCUUUUUUCUAUUUAUUGAUUAUAUUGCAAAUCAACGUCUAUUAUCUGUACAUUUCAGAAAUGCUUUUUAAUGCCAUGAAUUUACCCAAAUAAUAAAUGUGAAACUCACACCUGA
Molecule: messenger RNA, 1707 nt
Organism: Nothobranchius furzeri (turquoise killifish)
Lineage: Eukaryota; Metazoa; Chordata; Actinopteri; Cyprinodontiformes; Nothobranchiidae
Gene: ctdspl3
Product: CTD (carboxy-terminal domain, RNA polymerase II, polypeptide A) small phosphatase like 3
Molecular function (GO): phosphoprotein phosphatase activity
Source: RefSeq, a predicted model, not a curated record